This is a messenger RNA of Vigna radiata var. radiata (mung bean), 1470 nucleotides long. Its product is annotated as berberine bridge enzyme-like 23. The coding region runs from base 247 to 1470 and encodes 407 amino acids. The transcript has 3 exons. NCBI's taxonomy places the organism in Eukaryota, Viridiplantae, Streptophyta, Magnoliopsida, Fabales, Fabaceae. The record is from RefSeq and is a predicted model, not a curated record. Gene Ontology annotation, molecular function: FAD binding; oxidoreductase activity.
CAUCUAAUAACAGCUGUAUGUUUUUGCUACAUCGUUUUCCUUUCUUUCUUGAAAAAACUGAGAGUGAAAAGGUUGACUUGCUGAUUGGUCCAGAUUUGAAGAAUCUUGAUUUUAUCUUUCAGAAUUAGGGGAAGAAUAUCUCAAAAAGACAGUUCCGGCAGUAAUCUCGAAAGAGACCGUCAAAUUCGUCCAAAUCGAGAUCAGUACGGACUGUCUGAAACGUUAACCAAAAGCAGAGAAGAAAACAUGCUGAUGAGUUAUCUUGCAGUGUUUCUGAUACUGCUCCUUCCAAGCUCAAGUUCAGCUUCUACCUUGUUUGAAAACAAAUUCAAGGAGUGCUUCAUAAAUCAACUUGAUGGGAUUUCUGAAUCCAUUGAAAAAAUCAUCUUCACCACAUCCUCCUCACUGUAUACUCCAGUGUUGGAAUCAUUGGAGCAGAAUCCUAGAUGGUUGAAUUCUUCAAGGAACCCUCUUCUCAUUCUGACACCUUUCCAUGAAUCAGAAAUUCAAGCAGGCAUCAGAUGCAGCAAAGAACUUGGGUUGCAGCUCAAAGUCAGAAGUGGUGGCCAUGAUUAUGAAGGGCUAUCAUACCUCAGUAAGACCCCAUUUGUCAUGGUUGACCUCAUCAACAUCCGUUCCAUUCAAGUUAACCUUGCUGAUGAAACAGCUUGGGUUCAGGCUGGAGCAUCAUUGGGUGAGCUUUACUACAAAAUUUCAAAGGAAAGUAAAGUUCAUGGAUUCCCUGCAGGAACCUGUCCAAGUAUAGGGAUAGGUGGGCAUAUCAGUGGAGGGGGACAAGGUACCAUGAUGAGAAAACAUGGCCUGGCAGCAGACCAUGUUGUUGAUGCUUACCUCAUUGAUGCAAAUGGGAAGAUUCAUGAUAGAAAAUCCAUGGGAGAAGAUGUUUUCUGGGCCAUAAGAGGAGGUUGUGCUACCAGUUAUGGAGUCAUCCUUGCAUGGAAGAUCAGGUUGGUGAGAGUUCCAGCUCUUGUUACAGUGUUCAAUGUUGAAAGAACAUUGGAAGAAGGAGCCAACAAUCUGAUUCACAGGUGGCAACACAUAGCACCUGAACUGCAUGAGGAUCUUUUCAUCAGAGUAGUUGCUCAAAACAGUGGUGACAAAUCAAAGACAUUUAAAGCAGUCUUCAACUCUGUGUUCCUUGGAGGAAUAGACAGGUUGAUGCCACUGAUGAAUGAGAGUUUCUCCGAACUGGGAUUGCAGGCCAAAGACUGCAUUGAAAUGAACUGGAUUCAAUCAGUUAUGUUCAUUGCUGGAUACAACAAAGAUGACCCUCUAGAACUCUUGCUCGACAGAACUACUACAUUCAAAAGCUCUUUCAAGGCCAAGUCUGACUAUGUAAAGGAACCAAUACCAGAAUCUGGUCUAGAAGGAGCUUGGAAAAUGGUUGCUGAGGAAGAUACAUUAGCAAUGCUGAUAUUGGAACCUUAUGCCCAUGUGUACUCAAAGUGA